This is a messenger RNA of Mercurialis annua (annual mercury), 1412 nucleotides long. RefSeq names its product phosphatidylglycerophosphate phosphatase PTPMT2. Gene Ontology annotation, molecular function: protein tyrosine/serine/threonine phosphatase activity; phosphatidylinositol-4,5-bisphosphate 5-phosphatase activity. The transcript is spliced from 6 exons. The record is from RefSeq and is a predicted model, not a curated record. Bases 192 to 1055 code for a protein of 287 amino acids. NCBI's taxonomy places the organism in Eukaryota, Viridiplantae, Streptophyta, Magnoliopsida, Malpighiales, Euphorbiaceae. Gene Ontology annotation, biological process: protein dephosphorylation.
CAUCACAUCACAUCACAUUUCCUCUCAUAAUUAUAUAAAUCAGACCCUUCAAUUUCUUCAAAUUUCAAUUAUUUCCCCACAUAAUUUUUCUCUCUUCCCCUCCGAUCAAACUCCUUAUCUUUCUUCCUCAAAUUUUGUAUCUAGUUGUCCUAAAAUUUAUACAUUAUCUAAUUUCUUGAUAAUUAUUCGAGAUGAAGAUCGAGGAAGUGGAUGACGUGGAGCAUGAUCAAGAUCAAAACGACACCGCCGUUGACUCUAAGCAGAUGGUGAACGGGGUAGAUGCCAAGAGAGCUCUAGUCGGAGCGGGUGCUCGGAUCCUGUUUUACCCGACCCUUUUUUAUAAUGUAUUUCGAAACAAAAUUCAGUCUGAGUUCCGAUGGUGGGACGAAAUUGAUCAGUUUUUACUACUUGGGGCGGUUCCUUUCCCUAAAGAUGUUCUAAGGUUAAAGCAGCUUGGAGUUGGCGGUGUAAUCACUCUCAAUGAGCCUUAUGAAACCCUAGUUCCUUCUUCACUUUAUAGAGCCCAUGGGAUUGACCAUCUUGUAAUUCCCACCAGAGAUUAUCUUUUCGCUCCUUCGAUUUUGGAUAUAGGCCGAGCUGUUGAUUUUAUCCAUAAGAAUGCAUCGUCUGCUAGAAUUACUUAUGUUCAUUGUAAAGCCGGGAGGGGGAGGAGUACGACUGUCGUGCUCUGUUAUUUGGUAGAGUUUAAGCACAUGACACCAAUGGCUGCUCUCGAAUAUGUCCGGUCUAGAAGACCUCGAGUGUUGCUUGCUCCAUCACAAUGGAAGGCUGUUCAAGAAUACAGCAGGCGUCGUCGACCAUCUAGUCCUACCGCACAUUCUCCCUCUCGGGAUGCAGUUCUGGUAACAAAAGCAGACCUUGAAGGUUAUCAUAGUGCAUCCGACAAUGAUGCUAUCAGUAAGGAACUGGCAAUUGUCCCGCGAAUUAAGGCCAGGCCCAUGAUAGCUAGACUUUCGUGUCUCUUUGCUUCCUUGAAAGUUUCUGGUGUUUGUGGACCUGUUACUGGCCGGAUGCCUGAGGCACGUGCUUGCUGAACCUUCGAAUCAUACUGUGAAUUGGAACUAUGAUGUUGUGCCUUGCAGAAAAGCAAAACGCGGUUAUAAGUUUUAUGGCAACCCUCUGUUUAUGGAGAAAGCAGAACAUAGUGGAGAGGUGGAAGAGUCGUUCAAUAUCGACAUAUCAUUAUUAUACCAGCGGCUGACAAACAAUUUGGACCGGCUUGUACAUAAUAUCAUACAAUGUCUCUUUUGUUUUUAAGCAAUAUUUUCAUAGUAAUUUUAUGAAUAAUGAAAUCCUUGUAAUCUGUAAUUAGAAAUAUGAUGACUGUUUUGAAAUAAUUUUGAAAAUAGCUAGCUGCAGGGAAACUCACAUUACCUGCGCUUAAACCUCAA